GUUCAGUUUAAGGGGCGGAGCCUCACCGCUCUUGAGGGGGCCACUGUUGAGCGGAAUCGCUUUUUGGUGUCCUUGGCCGCAGCUGGGAACUGACGGCCACCUUCUCCAACUCGCAGCAUGCUGUUGGGGUUGGGCGGCCGGUGGGCAGCGGGCCUAUGGCCGGGCCGGACGAGGACGACGUGGUGUGUGGCCGCCGCGCUCCGAGGUUCCGGGAUCGCUUCCUGGCGUGCGGCCUCGCUAGCCAAGCCAGAGCGGCUGCGGAGCGGCGGGCAUCUACCGCUAGCCGAGUCUUGCAGGCCAUCGGGGCGAGCGCAGCAGAUACCUGUUUGUUGGGGACGAUGUGUCCGCUGCUUACAUACACAAGUUGAUAAACCAGAAGAUGGCAGGCUGAUUUAUACUGGAAACCUGGCCCGAACGAUAUUUGGUGUGAAAUGUUUCUCUUAUUCUACAAGUGUUUUCAGCCUUGCAUUCUUGCCGUACCUUCUCUCACAAAAUAAUGUGAUGUUUGGAAGUCUGCCUUUGCAAGUCUUAUUUUACGGCGUCAUGGGAAGCUUCACGGUGAUCACGCCCACACUGCUUCACUUUCUUACAAAAGGCUAUGUCAUUCGGUUGUAUCAUGAAGCCACAAGUGACACUUACAGAGCUGUCACUUACAAUGUUAUGCUUUCGGAAACCAGCACAGUGUUUCACCAAGACGACGUGACAAUUCCAGAGAGCGCACAUAUAUUCACCAGCUUUUAUGCUAAAACAAAAUCACUAUUAGUUAAUCCAGCACUCUUUUUAAACCCUGAAGACUAUAACCAUCUAAUGGGUUAUGACAAACCGUUCACUUUUGAUAUGGAAGAAGUCAAUGAAAAGAAACUGCAUGAGGGUGAAAAAUGAACCUGGUCUUCAUUUGUGCUUAAAUGCCAUGUAUUUUCAGGGUAUAAUAAGAUUGCCUUUAUUUUGUUAUUGUUAGUGAAUGAUUGUAGUAACAAAACAAACAAAAAAGUAUAAGGGCUGAGGACACAGCAAUUGGCACUGUGUUUGCUGAUGUGAGGCCCUAGGAUUGGCCUUCAUAGAGCAGGAUGCUUUUGUACACUUAGAAUCCCAGCACAUGGGCCAGCGAGGUAGGAAGAUUAGAAAUCUGAGGUCAUCCUUGGUAAUGUAGUAGGUUUGAGCUUAUCCUGGACCUUGUCUUAAAAACAGAAGUUGAAACUAUCAAGCAGAAUUUCUGAAAAAUUUUUACAUGACAGUGUUCCUAUGUAAUAAAGUAUGUUUAAUUAAGAAUAAAAUGUAGAUGGUCAUGUAUAUUCUGGUAUAUGUAUGGCUACAUUUAUUUACAUAUAUUUUGUUUUUAGACAGAAUCUUACUAUGUAGACCAGUCUGGCCUUGAAUUCAUAGAAAUCUAUCUGCUUCUGUGUGUGCCACCACAUCUGAGCCAUGUAUGGCGGCGGUACAUCAGAACCGGAGCGGAGGCUCAGUGGUUAAGAGCACUGGCUGCUCUUCCAGAAGUCCUGAGUUCAGUUCCCAGCAACCACAUGGUGGCUCACAACAUGAGGGGAUGUGAUGGCCUCUUCUUGUGUGUGGAUGUAUAUGCAGGAGAGCAUUCAUACAUUAAAUAAAUAAAGGAUUAAGGUCUUAAAUAAAUUAAGGCCUGCCACCA
Messenger RNA from Mus caroli (Ryukyu mouse), 1645 nucleotides. It is a transcript of the gene Tmem70, whose product is annotated as transmembrane protein 70. Gene Ontology annotation, cellular component: mitochondrial membrane. The record is from RefSeq and is a predicted model, not a curated record. NCBI's taxonomy places the organism in Eukaryota, Metazoa, Chordata, Mammalia, Rodentia, Muridae. Gene Ontology annotation, biological process: mitochondrial proton-transporting ATP synthase complex assembly.